This is a messenger RNA of Clonostachys rhizophaga, 1839 nucleotides long. Lineage: Eukaryota; Fungi; Ascomycota; Sordariomycetes; Hypocreales; Bionectriaceae. The record is from the annotation of a GenBank genome assembly.
AUGCCCUCUAGCGAAUCGCUAGUGGCUCCAGAAUCCUCGAUAGCUGUAUCCCAGUCCUCCGAGCGCGAUUCCGCUUCCGGGCCCGCUGCCGUCUCUCAGUCUGCUAUCAGUACAGGUGCCGACGACGCGGGGAAGCAUGCCGCUAUCAUCGAGCCAGUGCCAAAUCCCGAGUAUGUGACCGACGUCAACCUCGUCAUCCUUGUAGCCGCUGUCGGGUUUGCCAAAUUCCUCAUGAUGCUAGAUCUCAUGAUCGUCAGCACAGCCGUCCCGAAAAUCACUGACCAGUUUCAUUCCCUCGCCGACGUCGGUUGGUACGCCAGUGCCUAUCAGGUUGGAAGUGCUGCACCACAACCAUUGACCGGAAAAAUCUACAAGUAUUUCAAUACAAAAGUUCGUAUAGAGCCUUCGCCGCCUCUCGUGUUUCGAGCUCUUGGACCUUUGGUCCUUUUUGCCAUCUUCGAGCUUGGCUCCGUCAUUUGCGGUGCUGCCAACUCGUCGGCCGUCCUUAUUGGCGGUCGCUUCAUCACGGGCUUUGGCGGCGCCGGUGUUGCGACUGGUACCAUCACAAUGAUAUCAAACAGCGCGCCUCUUGAAAAGCGAGCAGUCAAUCUCAAUCUCCUUGGACUCGUUGUAGGGCCUCUCAUCGGAGGUCUUUUCACGUCUUAUGUUACGUGGCGUUGGUGUUUCUAUAUCAACCUACCCGUUGGCGCCCUAGCGGUCAUUUCCAUAGUCCUUCUACGGAUUCCUGAACCGACAAUCAAACCGAGAGCUUUAUCGCUGCUACCGAGGCAGCAUCACCAUCUUGAUCUCGUUGGCUUUCUCCUAUUCGCGCCUGCAAUUGUACAGUUACUCAUCGCUUUUCAAUAUGGCGGCCGGAUCUAUAAGUUGAAUUCUUCUCAGGUAAUCGGCCUCUUCGUCGGCGCGGCGGCGACUUUCGUCGUCUGGGCACUGUGGAAUCGAUACCGAGGAGAAGAUGCGAUGAUUCCUCGUGCAUUGAUCCGCCAGAGAAAUGUCUUGGCCUCAUCGUUAUACAACGCUUGCCAGACAUCAGCGCUAUAUGCGGCAAUUUAUUAUCUCCCAAUCUGGUUCCAAGCUGUCAAAGGCGAGAGUCCAGUAAAGAGUGGUGUAUUUCUUCUUCCAUUGAUUCUAUUCCAACUUGUAUUCGCUGGCGCUUCAGGCGGCAUAGUACAAAAGGUCGGCUAUACCAUUCCCAUAACCCUGUUUACCAUUCCCAUAACCCUGGUCGCUUCAGUUUACCUUGCUAUUGGAACAGGCCUUCUCUCCCUCCUUCAACCAGACACCUCGACUGCCCGUUGGGUAGGGUUCCAGAUCCUUCUUGGCGUUGGCAGCGGAUCAGGGCUGCAAAUGCCUCUUAUCGCCGUGCAAGCUGCGAUGGACGGCGAAGAGCUGGCCUCCGGUAUUGCUUUCAUGGUCUUUAGUCGGGCGAUCGGACCGGCCAUCGCGAAUACCGUCUAUAAUGUGAUGUUUCUGGAGAAUUUGCCGACGGAAAUCGCCAAAUAUGCGCCCGACGCUGACCCACAAGCUAUUGUUAAUGCCGGUGCUUCCGGCUAUCGCUCCAUCGUCUCGCCUGCAGACUUGGACGGUAUAUUAGUUGCAUACCCAAACAGCCUGGGCCGGGUCUACUACUUGGGGGCGGCCUUCGGAGCGCUUUGUUGGUUUGCCUCGUGGGCGAUGGGAUGGAAUGACAUCCGAAAGAAGGCGAUGGAAGAUACAGAAGCCAAACCUGACGGUACAUAUGCCGAUCGCUCAGCAGAGGAGGUUAAGGAGGCAGUUCCAGGGAUGAAGGAAGUAAAUCAGUCAAUUGUAUACCACUGGUAA